Molecule: messenger RNA, 1557 nt
Organism: Prorocentrum cordatum
Lineage: Eukaryota; Dinophyceae; Prorocentrales; Prorocentraceae
Source: the annotation of a GenBank genome assembly
AUGUGCUGCUCAUCCUGUCUUCGGUUCCCUUCCCACCCUCGUCGUCCUCGUCCUUCUAGCCCUCGUUGCCCCCCGCCCCCUCCUCCUGGGCCCCUCCUCCGUGUGGCUCCUCUCGUGACCCUCCACGCCACCAUGUGCGCUUCGGUCCGUGAAGGCGGACAUGGGACGCCACGGACUCCCCGCAGUGCGGAGCCACCCUCGGGCGGGCCCCAGUGGCGGCGCCCGUGGCAGCGCGAUUCGCAGGCUGAAGGCGAGCGGACUUUUGCGGAACAGGCGCGUCGGCUUUCGUCCUCGCUGCAGCCCCUGGAGGCUCCGCCCGCUGCGGCAGAGCGCCGCCGCGCCGCCGCUGCGCCUGAGCGCCGCUUGUCGCGCGGCGAGCGGCCCCACGUCAGCCAGCAGCAAUCGGUGGGUGGGCUCACCGUCGGCGAGCGCAGGGCUCAGAGGGCCAGGCUCCGGGAGCAGCACCUGGGGCAGUCGGCGGCUCAGGAGGGCGUUGCGGCCGCGCAGCCGCUCCAGUGGAAGGAGUUCCGGAAGCGCCAUUGGAAUCCAUAUGCUGUCGGCGAAGUCAACGCGGAGCCGAUACCGUUCAAAGUGCAGGAGGACCUCGUGAGGGCCAGGAGAUUGGACGACAUCACGCGGUGGGCCCUCAGGAGCAACAUGUCGUAUUGGGGGAACAGCAACAUUGCCACGUGCUGGCACAGGCUGGCGAAGUUUGCGGACGGGCCCUCUGUCGAGGUGAACAUCCUUCUGAACAGGCUCCACCAUGAGUUGGAGAAGCGCGGUAUCGAUGAGUUCAACCCGAGUGAGGUGGCCAGUAUAUUUUACGCAAUGGGCGCCUUGAAGUGGAAGCGUGAAGCAUUCAUCAGCGGUAUUCUGCGGCGGGUAGGUCAGAGGCUGGAGUUCUUCUCCGCGCUGCAGAUCGCGAUGAUCACGUACGCUCUGUGCAGAUUGAGUUUCAGACACGAGCCUUUCUUGAAAGCGGUUUGUGAGCACGUCCCGACACGCUUAGACGAGUUCGACCAGAUGGACAUAUCGAAUUUAGUGUGUGCCAUGGGCAGGUUGAAGUUCUCGCACCGUGGUUUCUUUGAGCCCGUCUCGGAGAGCCUAGCCGGGAAGCUCCACGAAUUCCGUGUUCACGAUAUAACCAGAAUCGUGUAUGCGAUGUCGCGGUGCGAUUUCAAGCACAAGGUCUUCCUGAAAUCGGUCCUCAACGAGCUUCGCCCAAGGCUGACCGAGCUCGACGACGUGGAGAUCGUCAAUGCCCUGGAGGCGCUGGCGACGCUGCGGGUUAAACAUCACGGGUUCGCAGUCGACGCCAGCGCAGAAGUAGCAACUCGUGUCGGGAAGCUCAGCAGCGAGCAGGUCGAACGCAUCACGAACAGCCUUCAGGUUCUGCAGCGCGGUAUGGCAAGCGGGAUUGCUCCGAAGGAACCCAAGGACCGCGCCCCAGCGCCAGGCGGCGGCGCCGCAGGCGAGCCGAGCGCCUACCGGGGAGGCUUCCGCAAGGCGCCGAGCGCCUACCUGAGCCUUGGCCCCGCCGGGCGCCGAGCGCCCUGA